Molecule: messenger RNA, 9332 nt
Organism: Paramuricea clavata
Lineage: Eukaryota; Metazoa; Cnidaria; Anthozoa; Malacalcyonacea; Plexauridae
Source: the annotation of a GenBank genome assembly
CUCAAGCAACAUGUAAUAAUACAGAAGGAUCAUAUUUAUGCACUUGCAACCCUGGCUACACAGGCAAUGGAACGUAUUGCGCAGGUCAGUAUAGAGAGCCAUAAAAUAAUGUUAUAAUAGAGCGUCUGCACAUGGCGUCACACCCGCCAUGUUGGUGUUCCAAUUCAUCGAAAGAAAUUCAGUUAGACUCUUUUGUCUGGAACAUCAACAUGGCCGCCAAGGCUUUUGUUGAGUUGGUCCCCUGGGGAAUGAGUGCAAACGCUCUAUAAUGCUGGAGAAAACAGAUUUGAGCUUGAGUCCCCAGAUCAUUCUGGUACCCAUUUGGAUAGUCCGCAAAAAAGGCCCUGGUCAUGUGACAGUCUGAAAUUUGGGGGUGUUAGUGUGAUAAUGUAUGCGAAAUGCAUAGACAAAAAUUAGCAUUUAAAUGUGAUGUAUUACAGUCACUAGGAGUAAACACAUUAUAUGUUGCGUAAAAGAUCAAAGAGAAAGCAAAAGAAUAAUUUGAUUUUAUCAGAUUUUCAUUUUUUACACAAAUUCAAACUGAAAUACACCAUCAUUUGCAUAGUUUUGUGGAAUUGUCAAUUGGCUCUCAUGUAAUGAUUUUUGCCUUCCCAGUGUCGUCGUUCAGCACUGAACGAUUCGGUUCAGUGCAUGCUAUGAAGACAGAAAUACCACCAUUCGAUUCAGACAUGAAAGAUUUAACUAAUUCUUCCCUAUAGUUUUAGUCAUUAUCAACAUUGUAGCGAUUUAUGGGCCUUUGAAAGUCAUACACGAUCAUAUUGUAUCAAAUUACGCAAUUGUCUGAACAAAAAUAUAGACUAGCCAUACCUUUGGCCGAAAAUAACUUUGGCCCCUUCGAACAUAUCGUAUUUGUAAUAGUCUUGUUCGAAUUCCCAUUAAAAACACUACUUAGAGUGUUAUUUGCAAGCCUGUAUCUUCAAAUCUGUAUCUUUUAUCAAUAUAUUUCCAUUUCUUGUCCGACUGUGAGCUCGAAGUGAGUUAAUCCCAACCGGAAAUACGACUGAAAACCGUCAAAACAAUGCGAAGCUUGUAUCGUAUGACCCAGAGCGUAUGACCUAAGGCCAAAGACCUAAAGGUCCAGUUACACGUGCGAUUUUUUUCUCGCGCCGGCAACGCAACGGGUUAAAUUUCAUUGCGUUACUCGCGCGAGUGAUGAAAUUGCCCGUGUAACAUAUCUGGCUCGGUAAUGCAAUUGCAACCCGAUAUUCUCGGCAAUCGUUGCGGAAAGUUGAAAUGCUUGAAUUUUCGGCAACGAUUGCCGAAACUAUCUUUUUUAAAUGAUCAAAAUCCAUUCGCAUAAAUUUUUCAAAUCCUGGUGUGUCGUGGGCAGGCAGAUCGGGAAGAAGCUGACCGAAAUAACCUUUGUUUUUUCUCUCUAGAAGCCAGUGCCGGCUCCAAAUACGUUUCUUUUCUUUAACCUCCUCGUCAUCUUCUUCCAGCAAAAGCAUUGCAGCUAUGACCACAAGUUCUUUCUUCGACGCCAUGUUGUUGUCAGUGACGUUUGUGCCCGGUUUUUUCAUGCAAAUAGUUGCGACGCGGCUAAGCUAUCAUUACUCGUGUCGCCACUUCACUCGCGCGAGUAACGCAAUGAAAUUUAACCCGUUGCAAAGACGUUGCGUUGCCGGCGCGAGAAAAAGAUCGUACGUUUAACUGGACCUUAAGGCCAGAAAUGGUUCGCAAGGUCAAAUUGCACCUACAUGCGUGAGUUUGACGUCAUCCCGGCUACAGGUGCUUCUUAUUGGCCAAUUCUUGCGCAAUGUGCGCAAGUGCGAGUAAAACCCGACAUCUUGAAAUAUUCAAAAUAAAUAUUUCUACUCGCCGUAUUCAAACGAAAUUUUGUACACGAAAGCGCUUGAAUACAAAGAGUAUUUACACAUAUAGCCGUUCAGACAAGGACGAAAGGUUCAAGAGAUAUUCAAGAUUUUCUGGAUAUGAACUUUAGAAUCUUUGGCCAAGCAGUGAGUAAAUAUAUGAUUGUUUCGGUUUGUGUAAUGUUCUGACGGCACUUGACCCCCCGUUUGAAAGGUUAUUUUGCGAGGAUUACAAUGGUGGCUUUUAUUUAAAAGGGGGGGGGGGGGGUAAAUACUCCCCGAGAUAUUUAUGUUAGAAAAAUUGUGUCGUAAUAUGAAGCGAAAGGGGGUGGUUGAAAAAGAGUUAAAAUUAGAAGACAUUGGAAAUAAAAAAAUACUUUAGUUUAUUUGAAAAACUUAAAACUAUAUAUUACUGUCGUUCCAAUUGAAGUGUUCCUCAAAUAUUGAUUCAAUACAUUACCUCGGGCUGACCAAUUCAUUUCAUCAAGUUCCUCGAAAUAUUCAUACACUUUCUAGUAUAAUUGUAAACUUCCUGUUGAAUAGUUUGAAUGCACCAAUCACCUUUGUUGUUUGUGCAACUAACCAAUCAUAAAUAGAAAGGAAGUGACCAGAAAUGAUCAAAUACUUGGAAUUGGCUAUUUCAUAGGAAGUGUAUGAAUAUCUCGAGGAACUUGAUGAAAUGAAUUGGUCAGCCUGAGGUAAUGUAUUGAAUCAAUAUUUGAGGAACACUUCAAUUGGAACGACAGUAAACUCUAUCACAGAUUGUUUAUAUCUUGCUUAGUUUUCAAAAUAUUUCGACUGAAAAAAGAGAGCUGUUCGCCAUCUUGGAUUGUUGAGGAUAUGCAUGUUACGUCAAGAGAGGGGUCACGCUAAUUUUUUAUCUUGAGAGUAAGCGAUCAAUAUGGGUCCAAAACUUCGUUUCUGGUUGCUGUCUGAAAUUUAGAAAUGAUUAAAAAUAUUUCAAGCAAUUUUGGAUUGUUACUCGAUCAUUUUAGAGUAGUUUUAUAUGGUUAACCCAACCCCUGACGUCAUCAAAACCAUAGUUAAUGAGAUCAAGAAUUAGUCCAAGAUGGCGAACAGCUAAUUAAUUUCGAUCUAAAUAUCUCAAGAACUAUAAGCAAGAUAUGACAAAUCGGUAAUAUAGUUAAAUAUAUAAUUUUAACAGUUCUUUUGAAUGAAACAAACUAAUUUUUUAUUGCCAAUGUAAAAACGUGAAAAUCGUAUUUGAAAAGGAAAAUUUUAGUCUCGGUUGUACGAACGACGGACAAUUUGAAAUGGUUUACUAAAUGAUCACCAUUGGGCCGAUGAAGUUAUCCGCACUCCUAAACAUUUAAAAUUAACUCUCCCUGGUGCUUAUGUUUUCAUUUGUGUGCGUAUUUGUCUCUCCGCUUUGUAACUCAAACACUAUCAAACAUAUACGAACACGAAAUAUUGGGAACUGAUGGAAAUACCCCAUUGGCAUUGUUGCAAAUGAAGCGCUUGAAAAUAGCAAUAUUAAUAUUCGUAAUAUCAAUGCUAAUAUUAAUAUUUGGUUAUAUUAAUAUUUCGUAAUAUCAAUGCUUGAAAAAUUCCAAACAGUUUUAGAGAUAUUCAAGAUUUUCUGCAAAGUACUGUAAAAAAAGCAAAGUUUUGGAAUAAGCAUUUUACAUUUUGUUUGUGCAAUUUUGUGAACUGAGUCAAACCCCUCAUUAAAAGGAUUGGUUGGUAAGGAUUUUAAUUGUGUUAACUUGAUGUGAAGGAGUAAAUAAUCGCCGGAAAAUUGCAUUUGAAAUACUGAAGUGUAGUUGCAAUGUUUUCAGCUGUCAAGAAUAGGCAACAAAAUUAAUAUAUCGUCACUUUGAACAAACAUGCGUUGUAGGAUUUCCUGCAGUAUAUGUUCCCUCUAAUCCUUUGUAAAGAAAUGAAAAUGUACUUUUAUAAACUGUUUGCCUGCAUGCUCGUCCCAUUCUGCUCUUUUAGCGUUUCUCACUGACGAUCUUCAAUCCCAACUCCAUUACAUUCGAAAUAUUUUUCAGGGCAGUGGGAGGUUAACCCAUUAAUCUUAGCCAUAUUCGCUCUAUCACUAAUGCAUUCUUCCAUCCGCUGGCGGGCGGGCGGACGGACGGACGGACGAACAAAUUUUGUGACUACAUUCUGUCUCUCAAUUUACAAUACAAGUCACAGCUUUUAGCGUUGUUAAUUUGAAGCGGCGAAUUUUACCUUAUGGUAUAUACCAUUUCCUGCAGUAGAACAUUACUAUAGUCAACGGAUUGCCAAACGGGACAAAAUUGCACGCGUGAAUCAAACGUUAUAUUUUCUGGCAUUUGUUGCUAAUUCUGUUUUUGCUGCUGUUGUUAUUUUAUGAUGAUGAUGUUUUGUUAUUUUGUUGUUUUCCCGAUGUUCCUGUUCUCUUCAGUUGUCCUUGUUUAUAUUGCUGGUCUUGCCUUUGGUUGGUGUUGGUGGUGUUGUUGUAUAUACACAUGUCUAAUUAACAGUUUUUGUCAUGUUUUAUAUAGACAUCGAUGAAUGUAUGGCCAGUACUGAAAACUGUCAUGUAAAGGCAACUUGCACGAAUACGAUUGGUAGCUUCACCUGUGAAUGUAUCGCGGGUUAUGAAUGGAAUGGCACCCAUUGUGUUGGUAAGUUAUAGCUUAACAAUGUAAAAUGAACAGAACAGAGUAGAUCUAGGUAUUUUCUUAAGUGGUAGGUUUUCUUAGGUAUUUUCUUACACUGUAAUAUUUAACAAUCAUAGAACUAUGGACGUUUUAGAACGGAAAAGAACGAAGUAUAAGUAUUGUGCUGGCGAGAGAUGAACCAUAAAACUACACUACCUGCAGUGAACUUAAUUUAUUUUACUGAUAAAGAGACGGAGUUCACUUCAAUCUGCACAUUUAAAGGUUUAGAGGAAUUCGGAUCGUUAUGUCAAAAUUGGGACAGUUCGUAAUUCUGUUACACGCGUGUUUAAUAACAUUAAUUGUUUUGAUUUUCAUUUUUUACACAAAUUCAAGCUGAAAUACAGUAUCAUUUUCAUAGUUUUGUGAAAUUGUCAAUGUACUUUCGUGUAAUGAUUUUUGCCUUCAGUAUCGGAUGCAAAAAUGUGAAAAAUGUUAUUUAAACACGAAAAAGUUUAGUCUCGGUUGUACGAACAACGGACAAUUUGAAAUAGUUUAAAUAAUCGUCGAUGAAGGGUCACUCGUUACAGUCCUGACAUUCGAAAUAUUUUAGUGAGGAUAGUGGGAAGUUAACCCAUUAAUCUUAUGCACUUUAUCACUAAUUCAUUCGCCACUCCGCGAGAUCAUCUUGUUUUUGAUGUAAAUAGGCGAGCGGAAUUAGUGUCCUGGCAACGCGCUCUACACAUGUUCGGGGAAAAAAAUACUGAAAGAAUUGUGCCGACAUAGGUAUUAUGCAGUUUCAGGACAUUUAUUUAACCAAGAAAUUCUCAGAAAGAUAUUCGGGAUUGAUGUGACCAUGAGGUAAUGCAUGUAGUCAGGCAGAUAGAGGAUCAAAAUUAUGGAAAACUUACCAUAUCGUGGGACAAUUCCAUUUUGCCUUCAUAUUGUGCCCUGAAGGCUAGCAAGUACGUUUCUGUAUGUUGGCGGCGUUAAGAUUUCUUGUGAGUUCCUGCCGACACGUUUUUCUUCGAAUUUUAUAUUAACCUCUAUUACAGUUAAAAAAUGUGAAAUUUCUGAUACAUUUCUAAUACAAAUUAUUUGCAUCAAGUAUCAAAAUUGUAAUGCAAAGUGAAUAGUAUAAAAAUUACACUAUACGGCAAAAAAUUGCCGUCGUUGCUGCAUUGAUCCACGGCAUUUUGUUCUCCCUCUACGGCAAUUGCCGCGAUAAAAUUCAAUUAAGCCCUGGUAAUAGUCUGAAAAUACGCUUUCAACAGCUCAUAACUCAAGAAGAACUUGAAAACCCUGGUAACCUUUUAAAUGUCUUAAAUGUAGUUUUUUGCAAGCUUUCAAAUGAUGGAAGUCAUUUCGGUUAGAAAUGUAUUUGAAAUUCAUAUUUUUAACUGUAAUAGAGUUUACUGCAAUAUUCGAAGAAAAACGUGUCGACAGGAGCACACAAGAAAGCUAAUCGAAAUCUCCGAGUCCACUCUACUUUACAUGCACCUUAACAUUUAUAAUUUUAAUCUAAUUUAGUUCUAUGUGCCAGAUCUGUUUGUUACAGAUUCUUGCACUGCUAUUAUCUGGGAUUACCUGCACUGAAAUCAAUCAACAUGCAUUAAUAGCACUUUACUGUAUAUUAUAUAUACAUUUUCUGUCAUCUCUGGCUGUAACAGAUGGUCAAUAUUUGUGGUGUACUAGAAAGUGAUUAAACCUAUAAAAGAUCAUCUAAUAGUCUAAAGUGAUAAUUGUAGGUGUCAAUAUAUGCAAGACUCAAGAUGGAAUGAAAUAAUGCUUUUCAGGGUUAUUAUAAUAGACUACCUUCAUAAUAUGAGUGGGAUAUAUGACACGUAAUUGGCUAAUGGUAAUGCGCGUGCAUUAUAUCACCAUAAACCAACUUUUUUGCCUUGUCUCUGGUUUCUUAGCAAAAACAAUGUUAACAGAAUUAUAAUCCUCACACAUAUAGAAACACAUCCUCAUACAUAGAAUCACAUAGUCACACAUAGCAACACAUCGACAUACAUAGCAGCACAUGGCAACACAUCCUCACACAUAGAAGCCGUUUAAAUCCAAAUUUAUUAGAAACUAAUUGACCAGAACUGCUACGAGGACUUGUAGUCAUUAAAGAAUGAAAUUUAUACGCCAAACGUAAACUUCAAACGCUAAACUUAAUUUACUGCAUUGGAGAUUACAGGACUAUUGGUUAAUUUGCUUUCUUAAAUCAUUGCUAAAUACCACAAGUUUAAUAAUUGUUUAAAAUAUUUCAAAACUGGUGUAAAAGCUAUUGUGAUAGAAUUAUAAAAUCAAAAACUUUGUUAAUCGUUUGACGUUUGCCUUGAACGUCCAUCUUAAGGUCUGUAAUAAAAAUCUUGGACUCCAAAUCCGGCUUGUAAAACGCAGCAAAACAACGGUAAAUCCCUUUAUCAGGGUGGGUUAUUUUUGUCAUUUUCUAACAUUUUCCAUCCAGUUUAUUAAGUAUAAUUUCCAAAAUUUAUAAUGUUUUUUCUAUUGCCUGCCUGAAAAUUCUAGCUUGUUGCUAGGCGAUGAGUAAAAACAUGCAUGUGACAUCAUCUUUCAAAUAAAAUUGCUUACUGGGUAAUAUCUUGGGAAGCCUCGCAGUGCCUCGGAAGGUCGUCUCCACUUGAAUGGGGGUUUUCUAAAGAACGAAGCAAUUCAUUGUUGUAUAGUAAACACAAAAGCAAUUGUCAAAUCGAGCCAAUAUCUUCCUUUUAUAUUAUAAAAGGAAUAGAAAAACUCGUCUCAUGCAUUUAUUUCAAAUCCGACUAUGAGGACUGGACUAGAUUUCAAUUUGACUAGAUUUCAAUUUGAUUUGAUUUUCAACUGGAGCAAAAUGCGAGGACUUGAAAUCUAAUCCAGUCCGAAUUGGAGGAUUUGAAAUGACAUCUCAUACGAAUAAAUCACUAUUUAAUUCAUUUUGAUCCAGUCCAAGGACUGAAUCAAUUUUGAUCCAGCCCUAGGACUGGAUGAAAAUAUUUCACCAGGUAUAUCCAGUAUUAUCAUGUGAGCAAAAUAAAGCAAUAUGGCUGGCUAAUUUACUCAUGAAUUAUUAAUGAGUUUGAGAUAGUGCGAUAAUGGAAUGUUGGGAGAAUUCAGCAGGUGAAACUGGUGCUUAUCCAUGUCGUACCCGGGUCUUAAAGUUUUUAUCCAGGCAAUAUGUUGACCAAGGGUAUGGGUAUAUACUUAGUAAAUAUACCUCUAUAACAUGUUUGAUAAUUUUUUGGACUGGAAAUUAUGAAUGGUUGCAAUAAUACAAAAUAGCAAUAAUACAACUUUACGAAUUUUUACUAUUCAACAGAAACGCCACCAGAAUCUGACACAGAGACAACAGUGUUCGACCCAUCGGGCAAUCAGGCGACAAUUCCAAUUGAAGAAACUGUCCCAUUUGCAGUUGUUAUUGUAAUUGCUGAACCAUUCGUGCCUGAAUUGCGGAACAGGCGAAGUCGGGCUUUUGGAAAUUUGAGAAGGAGAUUCCUGGUAUUCUUGAUUCCAGUAUACCGCAAUAGACGUGGUUUUCUUGGUAUUAUCUUCAAUUCAUUUUCCCAGGGAAGUGUUGUUGCAGAUAUCGAAGUAUUAUAUAAUUCCACCGAACCAAUUCCGACUGCUGAGGGAGUUCAAUCACCAAUCGCUGAAGCAAGAGAUAAUGGAUCGGCGAUAUUCAACAUUUCAAGUUUACAAGUCGAGAGAGAGGGUGAGUCACACAGUACAAAUAACAUACAUAGGUAGAAAUAUAAAGCCUACAUUAUUUUAAUGCCAUUAAACUGUUUUAUUAUAUGGCAAGCAUCACUUCCAGUAAAAUUGUGGACUGUGAUUGGCUGAGAAGCACUUUCAGCGCUCCAUUAUUUUCCCGUAAUGGGCCGGCAGUCCAUUACGUAAAAACAAACCGGCUUGCGUUUUAAAACAAAACGGCAAAAUUAAUUGAAAAUUAUAAUUUAAUUUGUUAUUAAUAAGAUAUCUGCGAAUGGUUUUUAGUGUGUAAAGAAGGAAUACAUUGGAAAUUUUUUUUCUUCGACCAAAUGUGUACCACGCUACUAAUAUGCAUUUCAAAUCAUGCACUUCUUGUUUGUUUCAAGUAUAAAUGCCUAUAAAUGCCAUAUAAUAAACUUUUUACCUCGCUUGCUCGGUGUGUACAGAGAAAUAUCGAACCUCGGUCUUUUUUUUACAAACCUCGCCCUACUGGCUCGGUCUGUACAAAAAAGACCUCGGUUCGAUAUUUCUCUGUACAGACCUCGCGUUCAGUCAAUUAAUAAGAAGUUAAUGUCAGCAAUAUAUCAAUACAAGCAUAAAUUUAAAUCCUUCACAAUAUAAGUAACAUGGAAACGGCUGAAGGAAGAGUUAUGUCCGAGAGUUAAGAUUUUCCUAACCCAAUUUCUUCAUUCUCCCGAUGUUUUCUUUCAACUAACAUGAGAGAGGUAAAAUGGGCCUUAUGUAGGUUUCUGUCCUUUUUGUAGGAAUUCUGGACUUUUAUAUGUUGUUUAUAUCAUUAUCACGAGUGUUCACCAAACAUUAUAGUAUUAUAAUCCACACUGCUGUUGAUAUGGUUUUGAAGAAUAUAUUAGAAAAUUAUAGUUGAAUAGCAAUCGGUUUACGUAGCUGUCCAUUUUGUGAUGUUCCAGCCACAUCCCUCACCCCUUGCGAACUAUUCACGCUAUAUGUUACGUAUGGUGCCAAGAUUAUAAUAUUAUAACAGUUUUAAUCUUUGCAACGCCUGUGUAGUUCCUACCUAUAACUCUUCCAGUCCCCUAUUUUUUACAUGAAUUUUAACAUUUUAAAUUUUGAUGUAAUUUAGGUUGUCCCAAUGCUCCAUGCUUGAAUGGUGGGAAUUGUUCCAUUAAUGGAACAUCAUUCUCUUGCUCAUGCCCGGUUAGAUUUACCGGUGACCAGUGCCAAAUCGAAG